This is a messenger RNA of Penicillium cosmopolitanum, 294 nucleotides long. RefSeq lists its product as uncharacterized. The transcript is spliced from 2 exons. The record is from RefSeq and is a predicted model, not a curated record. The coding region runs from base 1 to 294 and encodes 97 amino acids. NCBI's taxonomy places the organism in Eukaryota, Fungi, Ascomycota, Eurotiomycetes, Eurotiales, Aspergillaceae.
AUGGCGAACCCUAAAUCUAAUAAUUCUCAUGAAUCGGUCGACCAGCAAGUCGCUCGCAUAGAAUUAACUAGCACCAUUCAGUCUACGGGGCUGCUACCGGGCUUUAAGAACGCUUCUCACAAGUAUAAGUCAGACAGGUGGAGAACUAUGCCCCAUGGUUUUGGUCGUUGGCUCUUGAAGCCUAUGGGAUUUGCAAUCACGAUUUAUGGCCUCAACAUAAUCGCGGGGGGGGGGAAUGUUAUUUCUUUUGCUUUGCAACGCAGCCCCGCAAAUGUGCCACCCGAGCUGCAAUGA